Cucumis sativus (cucumber) is the source of this 1212-nucleotide messenger RNA. RefSeq names its product transcription initiation factor TFIID subunit 11. Gene Ontology annotation, molecular function: protein heterodimerization activity; transcription coactivator activity. Lineage: Eukaryota; Viridiplantae; Streptophyta; Magnoliopsida; Cucurbitales; Cucurbitaceae. The transcript is spliced from 4 exons. Gene Ontology annotation, biological process: RNA polymerase II preinitiation complex assembly; transcription initiation at RNA polymerase II promoter. The coding region runs from base 161 to 823 and encodes 220 amino acids. The record is from RefSeq and is a predicted model, not a curated record. Gene Ontology annotation, cellular component: nucleus; transcription factor TFIID complex.
AUUUUGAAAAAUAAAAAAAAAACCCCGAAGUCUAUCGUUCAUUCCCAUUCUCUUCCCACACCCCAUUCGGCGAACUAUCUCACUCCUCAUCGCCCGGCACAAACUACAUCAGAUCGUUCCUUGCGAUCAUUUUUAACCUAAUUAGAAACAUUUCACAAGAAUGAAGCAAUCGAAGGAUCCAUUUGAAGCCGCCUUCGAAGAGCAGGAGGAAUCACCUCCGAACUCUCCUUCUGCUGCCGACGACCUCGAAAUUCCGACCACUGUAGCCCCUUCUCCUGCCGACGCUUUUGAUUUGCAAGACGGUGAUGAUGAUCCAAAAUCCGCUUCUGUCGCUACACAUUCCGUUGCUCCUGCGUCCACCACUUCUAUGUUUGUUUCCUCUUCCUCCCAUGUAUCUACCGCCCCUAAAACCAAAGAAGACGACGAGGAAGAAGAGGAAGAGAAUGUUGAAGUUGAACUUGCAAAAUUUCCCUCCAGCGGUGAUCCGGAUAAGAUGGCAAAGAUGCAAGCAAUUCUCUCACAAUUUACAGAAGAACAGAUGAGUCGUUACGAGUCCUUUCGCAGAGCUGGAUUUCAGAAAGCUAAUAUGAAAAGGCUGUUAGCAAGCAUCUCGGGAACACAGAAAAUUUCUGUACCGAUGACAAUCGUUGUGUCUGGUAUAGCAAAGAUGUUUGUUGGUGAACUCGUAGAAACAGCAAGAGUUGUUAUGACAGAGCGUAAUGAUACGGGACCUAUCAGACCAUGCCAUCUCAGAGAAGCAUAUAGAAGACUAAAGCUUGAAGGUAAGAUUCCUAGGAAAUCAGUGCCUAGGCUCUUUCGCUAAUCACUCUGUUUAAUUUAGGAGUUUUUGGAAGAAAAUUUGAAUACUACAGCAUCAAUAUUAGGAUGUUUAUAUAUAUAUAACUGAAGUUCCUAACAUAUUUUUGUACGAAUCGACUUCUCACUUUACUACAUACACGAAUUAUUGGAAGGAGUAAAACACAAACAUGGAUUUUCCAGCACAACCUAUACAUUUAAAUAGUAAAACACAUUUGAUGAUUAUAUAGAGUUGGAAUACAAAGACACAUACUGGCGUGUUCGGGAGGAUGGAAUGAAAUGAGUUUGUAAUGGAUUUUAUUCCAUGCCCAUACAGAUUUGAGCGUUUUGGGCUUGGUUUGUAAUACUAAACUCAUUUCUUUUUCACAUUUUUCAAUCCAACUAUUUUCUUCGUAA